AUGGAGCUGAUGCAGCAGCUUACAGUUUGUGCGGCCCUCCUGCUGGCCGUCGCAGCCGUAAGCAUUCACGGGCAGUUCCCACCCGGACCGCGCUACAGCCUGGACAACAUGCCCAAGACGGGCUUCACCUGCCGGGAUAAAAUCCUCGGCGGAUACUACGCCGACUCGGAAACCCAAUGCCAGAUGUUUCACGUGUGCGUCAAGGUGGCCGGAGUAGGUGUGCAAGACUUCCGGUUCCUGUGCCCCAAUGGUACGGCUUUCGACCAGGAAGCCCAGAUCUGUGCCGAUUGGGGUGAUGUGGAUUGCGAGGCGGCCACACUCUACUACGGCAGCGAUAAUUUCGACCUGUACCGGCUUGGAUCCGGCUUCGAGAGCAAGCGGGCGCCAUUCGCCGAAGAAGAGGAAGCCACCUUCCAUUUGCAGCGUGCCGAAACGAGCGAUGCUCGAAGAAGCAAGCAGUACAUUGUUAACCAGAGCUCCAAACCACAGCAACCACCGAGCUUGAACCAGAUCCCUAGCGUACAGAAACCAUCCCAGCAGCAGCAGCAGCAGCAUCAGCAGCAGCAGUACUAUCGCCAACCGGCAACCACGUCGACGACCACCACAACAACGACGACGACCACGACAACCACUCCGGCAACACCCGUGGAGCAUGUGUUCUACAAAACGAGCCAAGCGCCGACAAAGCUUCACCAAAAGCACUCGGAACACAAGCAACACCAACUACUGCUAAACCAGCAACAACUCCUGCAAGCGCAACACUACCGCCAGCUGACGGCAGUAGCCGCAACUGCAACACCGGCCGAUCGACGUCCAUCUGUGGAGGAAAUUCGCACUACGACGCCAUCCUUCGCUCGGGCUCAUCAGCAACCACAGCAACAGCAGCAGCAGCAACAGCAGCCAGGGCAGCGACAACAACAGGCGCGACCCGCCCACAGCACCGACUACAACAACGAUGAGAUCUUCCGCGGUUCGCAUAGUUCGCAUUUCUACAACAACCGCAACAAUGGCAAGGAGGACUACGAGGAGGAGCUGUAUCGCAAGUCGACGACGACGCCUCGUUCACCGGCCGGUGGAGCUAACCGAGCUUCAACGAAUACGGCCCAACCUGGAACACGUGGGCGCAAUCGUGGCCGUGGAAGUGUUCGAGCGCAUCAUCUAAACGCACUGCGCAAUGAGCUGAAACCGAGCACGAGCACAACUCCGGCGUCUAGCCCGGUUCCCCAGCGUCAGCAGUACACGCCCCAGCAACACCUGCAGCAACAGCAGCACCAGCAACAUCGUCCCCUUCUACCGACCCAGCUGCAAUCGCAGCAACAAUUCCCACUGCAGUUGCCUCGUCAGCAGCCACACACCAAACUUCAGACGACAACCCCGGAUGACUUUGUGGACAUUCCGAAGAUCCCUAACUUCCGGCAGCAACCGACGACGGUGUUGAAGCCCCAGCAACCUCAGGUGCCGGUGUCCUUUGGACAGGCCAUCGUUUCUACGCCAGCUCCUUUCGCGAAACAGACGCAAGCUCCGACGAACAUCCAGCAGUCGGGUUCAAGCAACCGAGGAAAUGGGCAGUUCUACGUACCCACAACUUCGACAACUCAAGCUCCAGUACAGCAAGCGCAACGGUUCGGAGGCAACCAGCCUGUUACCAGCAACUUUAAGAUAACUGUCACUACACCACACAACGAUCGAACGAACUUCCAACAGCAGAACCAACAGCAACAGCAGCAGCAGUUCAACUUCAACUCGCAAUCUCGUCAACAACCGUCAGCAGGUAGUAGCACUGUCAAAGCCCCAGUUAACAACCCGUUCGCGUUGUUCGGAGCUCAGACAACAUCGACGGUGCGUCCUCGUGGAACGGAGCGUUCGUUCGAGGAUGUUGCCGUCACAACACCGCAGGAAUCACAGCGCAUCCGGCCACAAUCCCGUGCCUUCAACGUAGAUCAGAGCAGGCUGAAUCAGUUCAACUACAACGAGUACCAGGGAAGUCGUACCACUACCUCCACGACGACUACUACGACGCCAGUACCACCGACGACGUUCGCACCUUCGCAGCAAAACUUCCGCCAGCGUCAACCGCAACCUCAGCAGAACUCGUUCCAGCAGAAUCCCUUCUUCGGAGGACAAGCUCAAGGACCGAGUACGACGCCAGCCGCUAUCACGACCAUUCCACCGGCCGUAGUGCAGCGUGCUGUGGCGAAGGAUCGCUACCAAUCGAUUGCUCGCACCGGCAACGAAGGCCACACACCGUCCACGGUGAAGAAGUUCUCAACACUCGUGCCGAAGGAUCAAUACAAUCCGACCACUUUCAAGCCGAAUGCGAUCAGCAAGAAAGCACUGCUGCAGUUCGUCAAUCAGAAGAGUGUGCUAGGGCUUGAGAAGUCGCCAUUUUCGGACCGCGUGAGCAUCGCCAUUGCGACCUCCACCAGCACUACUGAGCGGGUUCCGGCCUCUACACGAUAUCCUGGUUAUAUCCCGACCGUUCCACCAGUGACUUCCACAAGCACAGCUCCAACAACGACAACGACGACGACGACGGCGACUACAACCACCACGACAACGCGAGCUCCUUUUACAACACCGACAACAACGAGAGCACCCCCAACAACUACGUUCACGCCUCCACCACCGAAUCGCUUCUUCCAGCCACCGAUCGUGAAGGUCAGCAACCCUCUGACGCAGUCCCCGAUCGUGGUGACGUCGGCGAAACCAACCCCAACCGAGAUCGACGAGGACGAUGGCCAGUAUCACCCGGAGCUGUACGAGAAGGAUUUCUACCGGAACCGCGUGAAGGCAAAGGCGGCGGCCGCAGCAGCACUGGCCGCUGCCCGCAACACCAACGGUCUGGCCUCUCUGUCGACGAGCGAUGAGGAGGAAAUUUUCCGGACGGCUCACUCGCAAAACAUCGCCGCCAGCGGGAACGAUCUGAUCCUUGAGCGAGCGCGUCAAGCCGCCGCACGCAUCAACGAGUUCUUUUCGUCCUCGUCGGUGAAACCGACGACGGCAGCGGUUCGUAAGGAACAGGGAACGGAUGCCGUCACGCCACCGCGAGUAUCCUCGAAGCACCGGGGCAAGGACACGGCUGGUAGGACGAAGGCAAGCAAUGCCACACCACGGCCCUUCUCGAAGGCACCUACGAUCCCACCGAACGCCACCAUCACCAAGCGACCGCCGGAGGACGAUAGCUACGAUUACGCAUACUACGACACCGGCAGCCCGGACGUGCCUGAGUAUGACGUCAUCGAGGACUUUGGCCGGAAGCGGGUUUGA
This is a messenger RNA of Anopheles nili, 3267 nucleotides long. RefSeq names its product mucin-5AC. Gene Ontology annotation, molecular function: chitin binding. The transcript is spliced from 5 exons. The record is from RefSeq and is a predicted model, not a curated record. NCBI's taxonomy places the organism in Eukaryota, Metazoa, Arthropoda, Insecta, Diptera, Culicidae. The coding region runs from base 1 to 3267 and encodes 1088 amino acids. Gene Ontology annotation, cellular component: extracellular region.